AUGAUCCUCUACAAGGCCGAAGACGUGCUCAUGUGCAAGGUGUUUGCAAUGACUUUACAAGGAGCAACUCAGGACUGGUUCCACACCCUACCAUCUGGGUCAAUCAGCAGCUUUAAAGAGCUGGCUUACGUCUUCACCAAAGAAUACACUUCUUAUUGGACGAUCAAGAAGAACCCUGACCACCUAUACAACCUACGCAAGAAGCCCGAUGAAUCCCUUCAAGAUUACAUCAAGAGAUUCAAGGCAGAAAAGGCCAACAUUGUAGGGUGCGAUAACCGAAUCGCGUCCUCUGCUUUCAAGAAAGGUCUUCCAGCUGAACACGACUUAUAUCGAGAGCUGACUAUCACUCCUAGCCAGACUCUGGCAGAGGUCUUCGUGAUCGUGGAAUGCUACACGCUCUGGGAUGACGAUCGAAUCGCCGCGAAGAAGUCUACCGAACAGGAAGAUCAGCCGACCUAG
Prunus avium (sweet cherry) is the source of this 459-nucleotide messenger RNA. NCBI's taxonomy places the organism in Eukaryota, Viridiplantae, Streptophyta, Magnoliopsida, Rosales, Rosaceae. The record is from RefSeq and is a predicted model, not a curated record.